CCCUUCCCUCACCAACAAGAAAGGAACCAAACCCAGUGGAGUUCCCAUAUAUAAUCCCUACCUUCCCUUCCUCCUUAACUUCUCCAAACUCACCUGCAAUAACACAUACACACUCCUACUACCUGAUCAUCCCCAUCGAGCCUCUUAUACAAACUUGUCAAUAUCUGUCUCUGGACAUAAACCGACAUCGACCGAGAAAUUAACCUGAACCUUUGUCUGUUGCUUGUUAAACAUAUAUAGCAACGAAUUUAUAAAGAUGAGAGCAGGUAUCUGCUCUAUACAGCAGGCUCUGACUGUGGAGGCACUGGCAACAGUGAAGCAAGCAGUGAGCUUGGCAAGGAGGAGAGGCCAUGCCCAGGUGACACCCCUCCAUGUGGCCAGCUCAAUGCUUGCCUCCUCCACCGGCCUUCUCCGGAGGGCUUGCCUUCAAUCCCACUCCCACCCUCUCCAGUGCAAGGCCUUGGAGCUCUGCUUCAACGUCGCCCUCAACCGCCUUCCCGCCUCCACCCCUAGCCCCCUCCUGGGCCCCCCACACUCCCCCCAUCCUUCCUUAUCUAACGCUCUCGUCGCCGCCUUCAAGCGCGCCCAGGCCCACCAGCGCCGCGGCUCCAUCGAGAACCAGCAGCAGCCCAUCCUGGCCCUCAAGAUAGAGAUCGAGCAGCUCGUCAUCUCCAUCCUGGACGACCCCAGCGUGAGCCGUGUCAUGAGGGAGGCUGGCUUCUCCAGCAUGCAGAUCAAGAGCAGAGUUGAGCAGGCUGUUUCCGUCGAAGCCUGCUCGCAGCAAGCCCCCAACCCAGACAGUUCUGUCAACAACCCGCCAGCUGCCAAGGAAGUUGCUCAUGUCACUGCUGCGAAGCCUCUAUCGGUACACUUUGCCACUCACUCGGCACUCGAACAUGCCAGUAAUGAGGAUGUGGCUAGUGUGUUAGACGCCCUCCUCAGCAAGAGGAGGAAUGUCGUGAUAGUUGGAGAGGGGCUGAGUGGGCCCGAGGCGGCAGUGAGAGGAGUCAUCGACAAGUUCGAGAGAGGGCUUGUCCCUUUGGAGCUGAAGUCGGUUCAGUUCAUUAGCCUUCCCCUCUUCUCCCUGCGGAACUCGUCGAGAGAAGAGGUGGAGCAGAAGCUUGUCGACCUCCGGGGCCUAGUGAAGAGCUGCAUUGGGCGUGGGAUCGUGUUCUAUUUGGGGGACAUGCAGGGAGUUUCUGAGUACUGGUCGAGCUACGUGGAGCAGAGGAGGAGUUAUUACUGCUCUUCCAACUUGGAGUACCUGGUCCUGGAGCUCAAGAAACUGGUAUGCGGGUUCGGGGAGAGUAAUAGGAGGAUUUGGCUAAUGGGGAUCGCAACUUUCCGGACGUACAUGAAGUGUAAAUCGGGCCAUCCGUCCCUGGAAUCUAUCUGGGACCUUCACCCUUUAACUGUUCCUGCUGGUUCCUUGAGCUUGAGCCUCAACCUUGACAGCGAUCUGCAGGCUGAUUCUAAAAGCAACGUUCUGAUUGAUGUCGAGAAGAGCCUCACUUGCUGCAAGGAUUGCACCCUCAAUUUCGACAAAGAUGUGCAGGCCAUUGGCAGUGUCGAGAUCAAGGACUCAACUAACGAAACUUCUGUGAGCUCGAGUUUGCCCUCAUGGCUCCAACAGUACAAGAACGAGAAGUCUAGAGAUUCCCGCCAUUAUAAGCAGGAGGAAUCUGUCAGUGUCAAGAGUCUCUGCAAGAAGUGGAAUUCAUUCUGCAACAGAGCUCACCAGGACCCUCUGCAUGGGAAGACACUCAAAUUCUACUCGACUCCAUCUUCCCCGACAACCUCGUUCUCUUCUCCUGAACGAAACUCGAGCUUCCCUCCAAGCCACCUGAGCUGGCCCACGAUGAUUGAGUUCAAGCAGUGCCCCAAGGAACACCAAUUCUGGGCAUCCGAUGGGCCAUUGGUCGACCCGCCGAAGCCCGACCUCCUGUCCAACCCGAACUCAAGUCCUAACUCUGCCUCUUCAAGCGAAGUGGCAGAGGACAUGAAUGAUAAUAAUCCGAGCUUCAAGGAGUUCAGUCCCAACAACAUAAAAAUCUUGUCAGAUUCCUUGGUGACGAAGGUUCCAUGGCAGAGAGAGAUUAUUCCCGAGAUAGUUGACACUGUCCUUAAGUGCAGGUCGGGAAUCAUUGAAAAGAAUGGAGGCUCACGGUCAGAGAGACAUAAAAGGGAAGAGACUUUGAUGUUAUUUUUGGGGACCGACUCCAAUGCCAAAGAGAAUAUCUCAAGAGAACUUGCUAAGCUGGUCUUCGGCUCUCAGGGCAACUUCAUUUCAAUUGGCCUGAGCAGAUUCUCAGACCCAGUUCAAGAAUACGGGAAGAAGAGGCCGAGAGAUGAGUUGGGAUUCAGCUACCUGCAGAGGUUCGGAGAAGCAGUGAACGAGAACCCGCAUCGGGUUUUCUUCCUAGAGGACGUGGAUCAAUUCGAUUACAGUUCCAAGCUUGGGAUCAAGAGAGCAGUCGAGGGCGGGAAAAUAUCUGUUUGGGGCGGGGAGACAGUCUCACUUCAGGAUGCAAUUGUCAUCUUCAGCUGCGAGAGCCUAGGUCCUGUUUCGAGAAGGGAAAACAAAGGCUUAGAGCAGCAGGAGAAGGACAGGAAGGAGAAAGAGAAUGAUGACUACUCGGAGGAGAAGAACCCCGGCAGCGUUUCGCUAGACUUGAACAUGGCCAUCCAUGACGAGGACGAGAAGGGAGAUAACGAAAUCAGGAUGAUUUUGGAUUGUGUUGACAGGAAAAUUAUCUUCAAAACUGUCCAAGAACAACUAUGAGCGACCAUCAGGAAGAAGGAAAACAGUUAUCCAGCAUCAGUGUUGUUCCAAUUAAUGGCACUUAAUUGAUGUUUCUUUCUUAAUUAAUUCUUUUUUGUUGUUGUUGUUGUUUUUUUUUUUUCCCGUGUUUUUAAAGAUUUUCAGGGUAAGGCUGGGUGGGGCGGACAGGUAUAAGUUAGUUAACAGGAAACAGGAAACACAGAUUGGGUGUUUGUAUGUUGGGGGGGUGUUUGGAUUUGGGACGUAGUUCUUUAAUUCGCAGCUAUAUUGUAAAUUGUUACAUAAUAUAUAGUAUAUCAACUUUGACUUCGAUCAUAA
Messenger RNA from Punica granatum (pomegranate), 3100 nucleotides. The record is from RefSeq and is a predicted model, not a curated record. NCBI's taxonomy places the organism in Eukaryota, Viridiplantae, Streptophyta, Magnoliopsida, Myrtales, Lythraceae.